Syngnathus typhle (broad-nosed pipefish) is the source of this 1933-nucleotide messenger RNA. Its product is annotated as hematopoietic progenitor cell antigen CD34. Gene Ontology annotation, cellular component: membrane. Lineage: Eukaryota; Metazoa; Chordata; Actinopteri; Syngnathiformes; Syngnathidae. Gene Ontology annotation, biological process: cell adhesion. The coding region runs from base 120 to 1148 and encodes 342 amino acids. The record is from RefSeq and is a predicted model, not a curated record. The transcript is spliced from 8 exons.
AAGUGGUGCUUUAUCCAUCCUGCUCCGGCCGGGUAAGAGGAAACCUUAAACCGCUGCUGAACCAGCUUUCCUUCUAUUUUUCCCUCCAUUUUUCACCAGCGCCGUCAGACCCUGUGCACAUGGCAGCAGCAUCUCCUCAGAGAGCAGGCCCACCCUCCAGCAUGCUGGCCUUGGCAUUCCUCCUUCUCAUGAUCGCUGGGGUGAGAGCACAAGAUGAGAUCGUCGCCGAGGCAGCGUCUACCGUGGCCGCGGAAGAAUACAUCAGAGGAGACAUGAUUCCGAUGGCAACUGAAGCACCGGAGUCAGACAAUCAAGCGUUUGAAGUCGUGAUGGAAACCCGACACACCGACGUACAGACGACGCCGGCUCCGUUUACCAAACGGACGAGACCAGACAGCGAGGGAGAGGACACACCCGCGGCGGUCGAAGACGCGGACAAAAGCGGCCAAGUCAGCGUCGACGUGUACGCGGACGAACCCCAAAUCCAGGAAACACGGACUGUCCAACCAGCACCACCGAGAGGUGACGGCCCGGACAACAUUCCCGAUGGCGACGUGAUGUGCGUAGGCAAGGAGGUAGUCCAGGAUAAAAACGCUGUCAAUCUGAAACUCAUCCAGUCUUCCACCUGUAAAAACACAAAGAUGAAGAUUCAAAGCGUCCGUGAAGAGUUAUGUGGCGAAGACUGCAAACUGCUGAUCUACCAGGAGGACAACACGGAUCAGAUCCUUGUAGCUGGACAGUAUGUUGAAGAAGACAUAAAAGCCUGGGUUAACAAGUUCAACAAUGACAACAUCAAAGACAAGACUGGUGUGAAGGAAGCGGUCCCUCACUGGAGGAAGAACUCUAAAUUGGUGCUGGUUUCCCUGUUGCUCAGUGGCCUGCUGCUGGCUGCUCUGCUGGUCGCCGGUUAUUACUUUAAGACCCACCGCAAGAAUUCCAAAGGAGUCCGGCUGGCUGAAUCUUACCAGGUGGAUGAGGAGAACCAGGCCAACACCCUGGUCUCCGUCGCCCCCCUGCCCCAGGAGCCCGUCGACAAGCCCGCCGUGGCUAAUGGAGAAUCUCCACCAGAAAAUGGAACCAAUCCCGCCCCAACCACCAAUGGGCACUCCGCCUCAGGCCCGAGCGCGGAGGCUGACACGGAGAUGUGAACCUUCCCCCCGAUGUUCAACCACUGGUUCAUUCUACCCGCAUUCCCUCUGUCUGCUGCCUUGAAGGCUUUCCACACGUUGGAGAGACAAAUCUGAGCAACCCCCCCAAUCCACCACGCAGAACAAUGACAUCAGCGAGGUUCAUAAUGACAUUAAUGACAAUGCCUGUAAUGUGAAAAGUUUGGAAUUCCGGGCCUGCCAAGAGGAGCCGGAAUAGGACGUAUUUGGGACUAAAAGUGAUCGAUCAGCAGUGGCCUGUCUUGGAUUUGUCAGUACUUCUUACCUUUAGUUUUCUACUUCUUACCUUUAGUUUUGUAGAGUCAGCCGAAUACAAAUACGUUCUGUUGAUCAAUAUUCUUGUAAAAAGGUUUGAAAUGUACCGUUUUUUUUUUUUUUUUUUAAAUGUGGUACUUCUCCGUUAAUCUUUUUAUGGCUUCCCGACCUGCUCAUAAGCUUAUAAAAAACGAUCAAGUGUACCACUUGCACUGCAGCAGGUAUUAAAUGGGAUCCAAUCAUCUUUACCAAACUGGGACUUAGCUACCAGUAUACCUGGGCCAAUUAGAAAAAUGUUGCAAAAAUAGAAUUCAGCAUUCUGUAUAAAAACCAAAGCUCUGUCGCAACCUGCAUGAUCCGUUUGGACUUAAUGAAGAGAUAGAGACAAUCCACACAAAAAAAUAUUUGGCAAAAGGAUGUUUGACCAUUUGUGUUUGCAUGUUGACUUUUUAAUGUGACAUGAGUGUGCAGCUUUUUUGUUUUAUAUUCAGAAUAAAGUGAAAAAGCACAAA